UGAAUUGAUGCCACAAGAAUCGAUUCAUCAGGGUAUCCCAUUCAUCAGCCUUGACGUCAACGGCUAUCCGGCUACUGAGAAGCUUCACUUCUUCUCCAGCUAUUCGGCCGAGGAGACAGCGGAGCAGAGCAAGAAGACGCCGCCAUGGACACACAGCUCCUGCUCCUCGCCGCCCUCCUCCUCCUCCCUCUCCUCGCCCUCCUGCUCGUGCAGCAGCACGGCGCCGUUGGUAAGGGCAAGAACGGAUGCCGCCUCCCGCCGGGCCCGCUCGCCGUCCCGGUGAUCGGGAACCUGCUCUGGCUGAGGCACUCCUCGUCCGAUGUGGAGCCCCUGCUCCGCCGCCUCGUCGCGCGGUACGGCCCCGUCGUGUCCCUGCGCGUGGGAUCCCGCCUGUCCAUCUUCGUCGCCGACCGCCGCAUCGCGCACGCGGCGCUGGUGGAGCGCGGGGCCGCGCUGGCCGACCGCCCGGCGGUCACGCGGGAGCUCCUCGGCGAGAACGGCAACACCAUCUCGCGGUCCAGCUAUGGGACCAUGUGGCGCCUCCUGCGCCGCAACCUCGUCGCCGAGACGCUGCACCCGUCGCGGGUCCGGCUGUUCGCGCCGGCGCGCGCGUGGGUGCGCCGCGUGCUCGUGGACAAGCUCCAGGAGUCCGGGGAGGCGCAGGCGGCCCCCGUGAUGGAGGCGUUCCGGUACGCCAUGUUUUGCCUCCUCGUGCUCAUGUGCUUCGGCGAGCGGCUGGACGAGCCCGCGGUGCGCGCCAUCGCCGUCGUGCAGCGCGACUGGCUCAUGUUCGUGGCCAACAACACGAGCGUGUCCGCGUUCUGGCCGGCGAUGACCAAGCACCUCUUCCGUGGCCGCCUCCAGAUAGGGUUCGAUGUUCGGCGGAGGCAGAAGCAGCUCUUCGUCCCACUGAUCGACGCUCGCCGGGAGCACAAGAAACAGCUCAGCCGAGGCGGCGACGCCGCUGCGUCAAAGAAGGAGACGACGUUCGGGCACUCGUACGUUGACACGCUCCUCGACAUCACGCUCCCCGACGAGGGGGGCCGCUCGCUCACCGACGACGAGAUGGCCAAACUCUGCUCCGAGUUCCUAACUGCCGGUACCGACACAACGUCCACCGCGCUGCAGUGGAUAAUGGCCGAGCUGGUCAAGAACCCGGCCAUCCAGGAGAAGCUCUACGGCGAGAUCAAGGCGACGUGCAGAGACGAGCAAGAGGAGGUCAGCGAGGAAGACACGCACAAGAUGCCGUACCUGAAGGCCGUCGUCCUCGAGGGAUUGCGUCGGCACCCUCCUGCACACUUCCUGCUCGCGCACAAGGCGGCGGAAGACAUAGAGGUCGGCGGGUACCUGAUCCCCAAGGGCGCGACGGUGAACUUCACGGUGGCAGAGAUGGGCAGGGACGAGCGGGAGUGGGAGAGGCCCAUGGAGUUCGUGCCGGAGCGGUUCUUGGCAGGCGGCGAUGGGGACGGGGUGGAUGUCACGGGCAGUAGGGAGAUCAAGAUGAUGCCUUUCGGCGUCGGGCGGAGGAUUUGUGCAGGGCUCGGCAUCGCCAUACUUCACUUGGAGUACUUUGUGGCCAAUUUGGUGAGGGAGUUCGAAUGGAAGGUGGUGCCCGGCGACGAGGUGGACUUGGCCGAGAAGCGCGAGUUCACCACCGUCAUGAAGAAGCCGCUCCGCGCCCAGCUGGUGCGAAGAACCACUAAUUGAACGCCAGAAAUGCUAAACAUCUUCCGAAUAAACUUCUUUUUUUUGCUUCAAAAUCAGUCGAUUUUUUCGCUUUGUGAUCUGUUCUUACUA
Molecule: messenger RNA, 1797 nt
Organism: Phragmites australis (common reed)
Lineage: Eukaryota; Viridiplantae; Streptophyta; Magnoliopsida; Poales; Poaceae
Product: cytochrome P450 89A2-like
Exons: 1
Coding region: 145-1707 (520 amino acids)
Cellular component (GO): membrane
Molecular function (GO): heme binding; iron ion binding; oxidoreductase activity, acting on paired donors, with incorporation or reduction of molecular oxygen, NAD(P)H as one donor, and incorporation of one atom of oxygen
Source: RefSeq, a predicted model, not a curated record